AUGUCAAACCCUGAUCAGAAAAUGUCUAAAAAAAAGAAACCUCUGAGCUCGCACCUCGACGGCAGCCCUGCUAAACUCACUUUCAGCGCAAAAGUAGCCGACAUCAUGCCCUAUAUGGGCGCUAGCAUCCUCCAGGACAAAUUCUUCUACGCUGUUUACACCAGGAACGUCCCGGAAAUCAAGCGUUGCUUGAGCAAGGGGGUAGACACUAAUGUGCUCAACAGAGACUUCGGAGUGGCUCCCAUUCACAUCCUAGCCGAAAGGAACGACUCCAUUUUGGGUUACUCGGUGCUGUUGAAUCGACAGGUGGACCUCGACGCCAAAACCGUCCACAGCUACUCCGCCUUGCACUUGACCUCUUACUUCAACUGCAAGAAGUUCGCGGCGUUGCUCCUCAACAACGGCGCUAAUCCCGACAUCCGGGACCGCUUCGGGCGGACUCCUUUGCACCUGGCGGUGGAGAGAGAGUACGACGGGAUGGUCCUCACGUUGCUGAAGAAGAAGGCCGCUGUUAACGUGAUGGACUACUACGAGAACACGCCGUUGUCUUAUAGCGUUCUCCGGGUGAGGAAUCUGCCGAUCACGAAGAUUCUAUUGGACAAUGGGGCCGAUAUGAAUUUCGAAGAGGAGCGGUCACUGCAUUUGUUUUUUGAACUUAUUUUGAGCUGUCACUGCUUGGACGACAUCGAUUUUGUGGUGGCGUUUCUGAAGAAUGGAUUUGAUAUUAACACACGUGAGGAGGCUUCGGGGAGGAACUGUCUGCAUUUUGCGGCAGUGACGGGAUACGUGGAGGUGGCUAUCGUUUUGGUUGAACACGGAGCUGACCCUUUUUCGAUGGACCACAUGAAUCGGACUGCGGUGGCGGCGGCCAAGCAACACGGACACUACAUUCUUGCAGAUUAUUUACGGAAGGGGUAUAGGCCGCCCCACGUCCUGAAGACGCUUCCGUUUCUCUAUUUAUGGUCGAAUAAAGUUAAGUCAAGGAUCGCCAAAAAGCAGGCCGAGGAGGAAUUAGAUGAAGAGCGUCAGAUAAAGUUCCGUUCAAAAUCAAAAAUAUCUUUCUAG
Messenger RNA from Zophobas morio, 1065 nucleotides. Its product is annotated as inversin-like. Lineage: Eukaryota; Metazoa; Arthropoda; Insecta; Coleoptera; Tenebrionidae. The record is from RefSeq and is a predicted model, not a curated record. Bases 1 to 1065 code for a protein of 354 amino acids. Gene Ontology annotation, molecular function: protein binding. The transcript has 3 exons.